AAAACCUUUUGAAUCGGAGGAUACUAUUAAUAUUUGUAUAAUAGAAAAUAAAUGUUCUGAGCAAAAUCAAUUAAAUUUAGAUAACAUUCAUCAACACAAUAAAAUGCGAGCUGAAAAAUAUGCCAAUGAGCAUACGAAGCUAAGAGGUUUUGAUUUUAGUCAGGAUCUUGUUCUAUACAAACUGAAAGCACAAGAAAGACUUCAAAAAAAUGAAUUUUAUCCAUCCUUCACUUCAUUGAUUAUAGAUUUUGAUAUGACCAUAUGA
Messenger RNA from Scutellospora calospora, 265 nucleotides. The record is from the annotation of a GenBank genome assembly. Lineage: Eukaryota; Fungi; Glomeromycota; Glomeromycetes; Diversisporales; Gigasporaceae.